Schizophyllum commune H4-8 is the source of this 1243-nucleotide messenger RNA. RefSeq names its product NAD(P)-binding protein. NCBI's taxonomy places the organism in Eukaryota, Fungi, Basidiomycota, Agaricomycetes, Agaricales, Schizophyllaceae. The transcript has 8 exons. The record is from RefSeq and is a predicted model, not a curated record. The coding region runs from base 131 to 1054 and encodes 307 amino acids.
CCACCGAGGGCAUUCUGCCUGCGCGAGUCGCGGUAUAAAGAGACGGCAAGCUCAGGAGCCCAACUGGUUCUUACAACUCACCACCAUCCUCUGAUUGCUGUAGUCGUUCUUCGCAUCCUCAUCAUCAACCAUGUCUUCUCCUCGCCGCAUCGCCACCGUCUUCGGUGCUACUGGCCAACAAGGCGGUUCCGUCAUCAACGCCCUCCUCGCCGACGGCGUCUUCACCCCACGCGCCGUGACGCGCUCCACAAACUCUCCCGCCGCCAAAGCGCUCGAAGCGCGCGGCUGCGAGGUCGUGGAUGCAGACUUGGGAAGUAAGGAGGCCGUGAGGCGCGCGGUGGAGGGCGCGGAAUGUGUUUUUGGGGUCACCAUCCCCUUCACCCCUAUCUCGGAGAUCCAGCAGGGAACGAAUAUGGUGGAUGCGAGCAAGGAGUCGGGUGUCAAGUUCUUCGUUUGGAGCUCCCUUCCCAGCGUCAAGGAGAUCUCGAACGGCAAGUACACCAAGGUCGCGCACUUCGAUGACAAAGCCGAGAUCCAGAAGUACCUCAAGGCCUCGGGCAUUCCGCACGCGAAUAUCCUGACUGGCUUCUUUCUCGAGAACUUCGUCUCCAACAUGAUGCCUCUCAAGCCCACCGCUACCGGUUACGAGCUCAAGACGCCUGUCUCGCCUGCGGCCAUCAAUACCGUCUGCUGGAUCGGGAAGGAAAUGGGUAGCGCGGUCGCCACAUUAAUGCGCGCAUAUGCAAACAACAAGAUCGAUGAGCUCAAUGGGCAGGAAUAUAUCUUGGGAAGCGGAACGGCGACGUUCCCGGAGAUUUUGGGGGAGUUCGAGGACGUCCUCGGUAAGCCCGUUACGCUCACACGAAUCCCCAAGUUGGGCGUCCCCGCGUUGGAUGAGAUGUUCGACUUCACCGCCGAGUACGACAGGCUCGCCGGGAAGCCGCGCCCGGACCCGCGACUCCUGGCUCUCGGUGCGGAGAUCGGGUCGGUGCGCGAAUUCGCGGAGGAGGUAUUGAAGCCGUUUUUGAAUGGCAAGGCGAAGGAGGCGAGGUGACGCGGCAGGAGUGAGGCGACGUGAAGGACUGCAGGUGAAGCGGCAGGACUUCUGGUGAAGCAGGGAGCUUGAUGGUUCUUCUCGCGCGUACGAAGGGCUCAAGAUAUUGGACGUAAAAACCGAAGGAAUAUAGCAGCUGUAUUGUAUUCGCGCAGCAGAACGUCAAAUGAAUGUACCGUAAGACAAGGA